UUCGCCGACAUCGGCGCCGCUGAUCACCGCCGUAUCACCUCCCUUGGAUUUAUAGUUUCAUCUCUACGCCAGGGGACGGCAUUUUCAUUUCCUCCGUACUAUCCUGCCGACAAUUGUCACCUGAAUCCUCCAAACGGCGACAAGAUGAACGUGUUCAGGGGUUGGGCUUGUGCUAUAAAGAGAUCAAGAUGUAGCAUUCCUCAAUAUUAUUCAAAAAUAGAAAAGGAUCAAAAUGGGGUUCUAUAUGCUGGAGGAUACCCUUUGGAAAAAAUCACGUCUAAGUCAUCAAGUCCUUUAACAGGAUCUGCGUUGGGGCGUAAUGUUACAUCUCGACGGUAUGUGCAUAGUGCGCAAAAUGAUUCAGACCUGAGUCGAGAUUUCUUUGUACGACUCUGGGUUGCUGAUAAAAAGAAGCCAAAAUCUCAUGUAAAAGGAAGGCAUAAAGUUCUUAGAUCCAGGGGCAGCAGUGAACAAUUUGUUGAUGGACGAACUCUGUAUGGAAUUAUUGAAAGAUCUUUUUCAGGUGCAUCAGUUGUAAAUGAGAAGUAUGGGAAAAUUAAGUCAAAUCUGAAACAACCACCUACUAGUCAAUCUGUCACUGGUACACUGGAACCAAUGUCCUUGGAAGAGGUGAAGUUACCUGUGGCUCUCAGUUAUUCAUCCAAGGUUGCCCCCCUUCUUGCAAGAUCUAAUCUGCUUAUAACCAGGGAUAUAGAAUGGGCCAACUUGGUUCUUGGUUUUGAGCAGGAAAAUCGGUAUGCGAUAGUUGAUGCCUGCUACCCACAAGCACCUGUAGGCUUUAUUCGGGAGCAGAGUAAUCUGAUUGCAAGACAGUUGCUUCGGCUAAGACGCCCGUUUAUAGCAUCCAUAACUGAUGGAUUAGGUAACGAACUCUUUCGGGUUCGGAGGCCCUUUUGGUGGAUCACCAGUUCAAUCUAUGCAGAGAUAAAUGGACAAGAAGUUGGUGUUGUUCACAGAAGAUGGCAUCUCUGGAAAAGAAUUUAUGAUUUGUACUUGGGGAAUACACAAUUUGCAGUGGUAGAAAACCCUGGCUUCUGGAACUGGACUUUCACAUUGAAGGACAUCGAUGGAAACGUGUUGGCUGAAAUAGAUCGUGACUGGAGGGGUUUUGGAUUUGAGCUUUUUACUGAUGCUGGUCAGUAUGUGAUUCGAUUCGGGAGUGCCGACUCAGUUGUUGGGCCUGCUCCAGGGGUACAAGAGUUGAAUGUAACCCGUUCGUUAACUCUGUCCGAGAGGGCAGUAGCUGUUGCACUUGCUGUUUCACUUGAUAAUGACUACUUCUCCAGACACGGGGGCUGGGGAUUUCCCAUCAUGGUGGUUGAUGAUUGAGACUGGCCAACAAGAGUGUUUUCUGACUGUUGAGAAUCUUUAGACUAAUUUCGCAGAAGCUCGAGUAUUUGUCUCUUUCGGAUCGAACGAAAGAAAUAAAGAAAAAAAAGAGUGUAACUAUCAAUUAGUGCAGAAUCUUGACCGGAUGUUUUGCUUGCAUUUUAUUUGCUGCCUACAAUCAUAGAGCCCCGAAAUUGUUUAAAAUUGUAAGCUUGGAAUUAUGAGGGGUAAUCGUUUUGAAUGCUAUGAGAUUUGGUAACUCUAUUGUAAUGGGCCUUUCUGUAGUUUCUUGAGGCUGAUAUUGGCCUAUUGGAUGAAUGGUGAGAAAAUAAUGGUCCUGAUGUGAAUUGUGAUAGAGAAUCUGUUGCAGGCCUUUGUGAUUGAUUAAAAUCAAAAUAAUCAACACUGUAUAUCUCAAUAAUACCUUUUUGUUAGUAGGUUUCUGAAAAUUUUAAGAAGAAAA
Molecule: messenger RNA, 1813 nt
Organism: Striga asiatica
Lineage: Eukaryota; Viridiplantae; Streptophyta; Magnoliopsida; Lamiales; Orobanchaceae
Source: the annotation of a GenBank genome assembly